This is a messenger RNA of Ceratosolen solmsi marchali, 1658 nucleotides long. RefSeq names its product Dihydrouridine synthase 1 (gene Dus1). Gene Ontology annotation, molecular function: tRNA dihydrouridine synthase activity; flavin adenine dinucleotide binding. The coding region runs from base 132 to 1562 and encodes 476 amino acids. NCBI's taxonomy places the organism in Eukaryota, Metazoa, Arthropoda, Insecta, Hymenoptera, Agaonidae. Gene Ontology annotation, biological process: tRNA processing. The transcript has 10 exons. The record is from RefSeq and is a predicted model, not a curated record.
AACAACAAUAACAAUAGUGAUGAUAGUAAUAAACAAGCGCCACUGAAUUUUCCAGAUUUAUGUUUAUUACGCAAAAAAUAGGAAUUUCAAGUCUACUUUAACCAAUUUGAGCUGACACUUUACACAUAACCAUGGAUCUUGCGGAGCGUGGAGCCGAGGAGACUACAAAAGUAGAUAAGGGCGGGAUUAACGCGUGGAGCGAUGUAUUAGGAUCACCUCGUUACGUGGUGGCACCCAUGGUGGAUGCCAGCGAACUUGCCUGGAGAUUACUCAGCAGGAGACACGGCGCCCAAUUGUGUUACACGCCAAUGCUGCACUCGUCGGUCUUCUGCAGAGAUCCGAAGUACCGGGCCGAAGCCCUUGCGAGUACUCCGGAGGAUCGGCCUUUAAUUGUUCAAUUUUGUGGCAAUGAUCCCGAGACACUGUUAAAGGCGGCUUUAUUAGCGGAAUCUUAUUGCGAUGCAAUUGACUUCAACAUUGGCUGUCCUCAAGCAAUAGCGAAAAGGGGCCAUUAUGGGGCUUUCCUGCAGGACGAUUGGGACCUGCUAAAAGAGAUCGUAUCAAAAAUCAGCAAAGGAAUUCGAAUUCCCGUCACGUGCAAACUUCGCGUCUUCUCAGAUAUCAACAAAACGAUCGAAUAUGCUAAAAUGCUGGAGGAGGCUGGAGCAAGCAUAUUGACGGUGCAUGGACGAACUAGGGAGCAAAAAGGACCGUUAACGGGUGUAGCAUCGUGGGAGCACAUACGUGCCGUCAGGCGCUCCUUAAAGAUACCAAUUUUCGCAAAUGGCAAUAUACAGUACCUGCAAGACGUUAAGAAAUGUGUGGAAGAGACGGGCGUUGAAGCUGUAAUGUCCGCCGAAGGCAAUCUUUACAAUCCCUAUAUCUUCGAAGGCACUUAUCCACCAAGUUGGGAGCCCGCCACGGAAUAUCUCGACCUCCUGGAGAAAUAUCCUACGCCGUCUUCGUUUAUACGCGGACAUCUCUUCAAGCUUUUCCAGCAUAUGUUUCUUUUAACAGAGAAUGCGACCGAGAGGGCAAACUUGGCUGAAAACUCAACGAUGGAAUCGUUUCGGAAUGUCGUUCAAGCUUUAAAAGACAGAUACUUACCUUAUCACGAAGGUCAUUUAAUAUGGCGACGAAAUAACGAAGAUUACAAUUUGGAACUUCCACCGUGGUUGUGCCAACCUUAUGUACGUCACAGUCCGGAAGAAUAUAUUAAUAAAAUAGAGGCAAACAAAUUUCAAACGAUUACAGAUGCAAAUGUGAAGAGAAUCAGCGAAGACCAACACGGGAAUCAAAUUUCACGAAAACGAUUAAAGAAACUGAGAAGAAUAGCUCGAAGACCGAAUAGACCAACAGUGCAUAUUAAACGUGGAUCAAAUUUGUGUGAAAAUUGCCCAAAUCCAUUGAGUUUAAAAUGUGAAUAUCAAUCAUGUCGACAAUGUUGUCGAAAUAAAUGUUUCGCCGAAAAUUUAGAUUGUACAGGACACAGAAAUUUGACUAAGACGAGGAGGAAAAUGGCAAUAGAAUUCGCUAAACAGAGAAAUAACAAUCCAAGUUGACAUUUAAAAGUAUUGUUCAGUUAUGCAAUAAAUGCUUAUAGAGAAAAUAAGCGUUUAAAGGGGUCGAUACUAAUGCAAACCACCAAUUUGUUACAU